AUGUUUUGCUACCAUCUAGCGCUGAAGGGGCGCGGCUUCCUCAGGUGCGCGAGGUUCCCCUCAGGACGCAUCGCAGCGCCACGCCCCCUGGUGGCUGACGGCGGCACGACACCCCUUUUUGCUGCACUACGCUUUACGGCGCUUUCGCGGCGGCGCGGAGCGGUGUUGCUUUACGGCAGCGCGGCGCUCCAGGCCGCGGGAUCCGCCGGGAUGAAGCAGAAAAGGAAAAAUGGGAAAGGGGAGCCGAGCCAGGCCGAGCUGAUGGUGAUGACCAUCGCUGACAUCAUACAGCAGCUCCUGGAGGCCCACGAGCAGGGAAAGGACGUGGAUCUCAACAAGCUGAAGACCAAAACCUCGGCCAGGUACGGGCUGUCGGCGCAGCCGCGCCUCGUCGACAUCAUCGCGGCCGUGCCGCCGCAGUUCCGGAAGGUUCUGCUGCCGAAGCUCAAGGCCAAGCCCAUCAGGACGGCCAGCGGGAUCGCCGUGGUGGCCGUGAUGUGCAAACCCCACCGGUGCCCCCACAUCAACUUCACGGGCAACAUCUGUCUGGCCAGGGACACCAACAGGGGUCACACGGUGAAGGCUGUGUGUGAGUCCUUCCACCUGGCCAAGGACGCUGGCUUCAAGGUGGUGGCACACAUGAUGCCAGACCUGCCCAACAUGGGGCUGGACAGGGACAUGGACCAGUUUUUUGAGUUUUUUGAGAACCCCGCCUUCCGCCCCGACGGGAUGAAGCUGUACCCCACGCUGGUGAUCCGCGGCACCGGGCUCUACGAGCUCUGGAAAACCGGGAGAUACCGGAGUUACCCCCCCAGCACCCUGGUGGAUCUGGUGGCCAGGAUCCUGGCCCUGGUGCCGCCCUGGACGCGCGUGUACCGUGUCCAGAGGGAUAUCCCGAUGCCUCUGGUGAGUUCUGGGGUGGAGCACGGGAACCUGAGGGAGCUCGCCCUGGCCAGGAUGAAGGACCUUGGGACACAGUGCCGCGACGUGAGGACGAGGGAGGUCGGAAUUCAGGAAAUCCACCACAAAGUCCGGCCCUACCAGGUGGAGCUGAUCCGCCGGGAUUACGUGGCCAACGGGGGCUGGGAGACGUUCCUGUCCUACGAGGAUCCGGAGCGGGACAUCCUGGUGGGGCUGCUCCGCCUGCGCCGCGGCUCCCCGCAGUCCUUCCGCCCCGAGCUCAAGGGCGGCGUCUCCAUCGUCCGGGAAUUGCACGUCUACGGCAGCGUGGUGCCCGUCAGCAGCCGGGAUCCCACCAAAUUCCAGCACCAGGGAUUUGGAAUGCUGCUGAUGGAGGAGGCGGAGAGGAUCGCCAGGGAGGAGCACGGGGCACGGAAAAUUGCCGUCAUUUCAGGUGUCGGCACCAGGAAUUACUACAGGAAGAUCGGCUACGAGCUGGAAGGGCCCUACAUGGUGAAAUGGCUGGAAUGAUGGUCCCGGAGAUCCUCAUCCUGGAGGAGCAGCAGGAAGGACACGACGCUCAUCCCGGGAAUAAAGCCCAGGAUUUGCUUCUGCCAGAGCACCAGAGUUGGACUUGAUGAUCCUGGUGGUCCCUCCUAAUUCCAUGAUUUUAGGAAACAGGGCAUCAUCUCCUCUGGGAGGAGCAUCCCUGGGACAUUCCAGGUGUCUCUUCACCUGGGUUAAUCCUGCUGCAUCCUCGGGAUGAGCUCCAGUGGUUGCAUUUGAGGGAUGAAUUUCAGGAUUCUGGGGUGUCCUGGUGGGAAAAAUGCCUUUUUUCCGCUGCUGUCAGCUUUUCCUGGUUCUGCGCCAAAACGGGGCGUGUCACUCGGGACGGGAAUAAAUUCCGCAUUUAUUUAUUUACACCGCCUCCGUCCAUCCCCAGCAAUUCCCAAAUUUGAUCCUUUCCCAGGAUC
Molecule: messenger RNA, 1874 nt
Organism: Onychostruthus taczanowskii (white-rumped snowfinch)
Lineage: Eukaryota; Metazoa; Chordata; Aves; Passeriformes; Passeridae
Gene: ELP3
Product: elongator acetyltransferase complex subunit 3
Exons: 13
Coding region: 1-1431 (476 amino acids)
Biological process (GO): tRNA wobble base 5-methoxycarbonylmethyl-2-thiouridinylation
Cellular component (GO): elongator holoenzyme complex; cytoplasm; nucleus
Molecular function (GO): acyltransferase activity, transferring groups other than amino-acyl groups
Source: RefSeq, a predicted model, not a curated record